UCUGUUGCCCAGCAACGAGGCCAGGGCCACCCCUGGCAACGCCAUCACACAGAGUCCUGCUGUGCCCCUAAAGAUAAACAAAGCCAAGUAAUUCUGCUCCUGGGGCAGCAUUAUCUCAUGGAUUACCGCUGUCUGAGUAGCCCUGCAGCUGUAGCAGCCCUGUGGCUGUAGCAGCCUGGGGCAGGGCAGUGCUCUGCCCAAGGCAGGCCCCACCCAUGAACGUCGAGGUGUUUCCAUAUAGCCAUCCACCUCCCUCUUCUGACCAGUAUGACUGGAUCAGGCCUAAUCUCAGGGGAGAGCAGCAUGCACAGGAGCGUGCAGGCAGCUUUAAGGAGGUGGGGAAGACAAUGUUGGAGAAGACUAAGAAGGUGUUCAGGAUUCGUAACACUGCUAUAAGGCAGAUGCUGGCAGAAGCACUGGGAACAUUCAUCGUCAUGGUUUUUGGCUUGUCCUCUGUGGCACAAGUGGUAUUGGGAAAAGGAAAAAAUGGCCAAUAUCUGAGCAUCAAUAUCGCAUUUGGCAUUGGCGUUACCUUGGGCAUAUAUGCUGCUGGAGGAAUAUCUGGAGCUCAUCUGAAUGCUGCCAUCACCAUUACACAAUGUGUUUUAGGAAACAUCUCCUGGACAACGGCUAUAGCUUAUAUAAUCGGCCAGUUCCUGGGCUCCUUUUUGGCAGCAGCCACUGUCUUUGCUCUCUACUAUGAUGCUAUCUAUGCCUACAGCAAUGGGAACCUUACAGUGUCAGGACCAAAUGCCACAGCAAUGAUCUUCUCUACGUAUCCUGCUCCCAAUGUGUCCUUGCAGGGAGCCUUCUUUACAGAGUUUACAGCAACAGUUAUGCUGAUCCUGGGUAUUCUAGUCAUCCAUGAUGAGAAAAACAAUGCAGCAAUCAAAGGAGCUCAGCCUGUGCUCACGGGUUUGCUGGUCCUGGGCAUUGGUCUGGGAAUGGGGCUAAACACAGGCUAUGCCAUAAACCCCUCCAGGGACCUGCCCCCCCGGAUCUUCAUGGCACUUGCUGGCUGGGGAAUGGCUGUCUUCACGGGUGACCAUUCCUGGUGGUGGGUCCCAGUCACAGCUCCAGUUCUGGGAAGUCUUUUUGGUGUUUUCCUCUACAAACUCUGCAUUGACUUUCACAACCAACCUAGCCAUGAAACUGAACAUGAGAAAGAACAGGCAGGCAUGGAGACUUCCAGACUGUGAUGGCCAUGUGCUGUGACAACACAUGUAAAGGGGACAUCUGUUUGUGCACCAUGCAGGUGGACAGAUGAGGGACUAGAUUUCAGUAAACCUACUCUGCUUAAACAGAUAAACUUGGUAUCUGAGAUAUUGAGAAGACCCAUGUAGGGCUAGAACUGGCUGUGACCUGAAGGAAUUCUUCAAUCUCACUGUGUAAAAAUUUACAAAAAAAACCUACCUAAAAACCAAAAAACAACAAUAAAAAAACAACCUCAAAACAAAACUCAAUCCUCAAAUAAUUAUUAUAUUCUGAAGAAAAGCAAAGCAGAGCUACAAGUCUCCAGAUACGUAUAUAUUCAUAUAAAUCAAAAUACAGGCAUCAACAGUGGCAGAUACAACAUGAUUAAGUCAAUUAACACAAAAAUUUUGAUCUGAAUAUUAUUUGGUAAGAGACAGACACUAUAGUGAUGGACCAGGGGCCUAGGCUUGCUUCAUUUGCAUAUCUGCAUACCUAGUUUGGAACAGCACAGAAGAGAGAAGAACAACAAUAGUCUAAAAUAGAAACAUAAACCCAUUGGGUUGUUUGGGUUUCUUUUAUGGUUUUUUUGUUUGUUUGUUUGUUUGUUUUUGUUUUUUAAUCUGAACAUUCAGGAAGCAAUAAAAAUUACUAAACUAAACUACAGGAUCUCCUGAAUCCUGCCACAGUUCUGCUGGAACACACUGGCAGCAAAGAACCAUGUGUGUACUGACACUCUAGACUUGAGCUACACCAACUACCACCACAGAAAAGAAGUCAGAGAACUUUUGUGACAGUGUCUCCAAAAACUUGAACAAACUGCCCCCCACAAACUUUCUUCCUACUCUGAAUGCAUGAGAAAUGUAAGAUGUUGCCUCGCUGCUGCAGGAAUUCUGCUAUCUCUGUCUGAAUGAGGAAGUGGGCCUGCAACAAGUCUUGCAAGUUGAAGGUGUAACUGGAUUAGAGGCAGAACACUAUCAGAAGCUUCCUGUUCCCAGGAGGGUGACAACAGUCCUAACUUUUCUAAAAAGUGCUUAAACAAGUGUGGUAUGUCAAGCACAUAACUGCAGUCCCAGGGCUGGGUGCCAUGGACAAACAACACAGAGUUCUCCAACAGCAGGAAGUGACAAAACAUCACUAUUGCACAGAAUUCCAGAAGGGGGCAUUUACUGGCUUUAAUAGUCAUUCCAUCCCAAUAUUAAAAGCACAGCUGAGGUAUUGCUAUGGCACGGGAUGGGGCUGGGUAGCAAGUACUGAUGUGUGCUUUCUCAUUAGAGCUCACUUUAUGUCAGUAGAGCAGCUAGAACAAAUCUUCACCUGUCUCAAGAUACCCAUGGGCUUGAGAAGGUGCAUUAGAGGAUUUCUUGUCAUCUGGGGGUGGCAGAGAGUGGCUGCUAGGCAAUGCAGCCUUUGAAGGUGGGCCCUUGGCAGUGCUGGAAGCAGCAAAAUACACCUGAACAGUGGAUGAUGCCUGCAAAGAUUUUGUACAGUGAAUGCAGGCCAGAAGUAGAACAGCUGCCACAAAGUUCAGUCUUCUGGCCUGUGUGAAAUAAACUGGGAAAUUCUGAGUAGCUAAAAAGAGGGAUAAGCUAAAAGCACUGUAACGUAUGCCUUCUCAUAGAGAGAUUCUCUACUGCAUUAAAAAUCACCCCAAACAAUCCAUCCUGAACACUGCUCUUUCCAUACAUCCUUUGCAUCUCAUGUCCAUGUGCUCUCCAAAGCAUCUUCAAAUACUCAAUCACUUUGGAAGAAAAUAUUCAAAUAUUUAUUAAAAUACUAUUAAGCACUUACAGAAUGGCUUCAUCUUUCUGAAGGCCAUACAAAUACUCAUGAAAGCCUCACAACAUCCCUGUGAGGUAGGCUUGUCGUGUGUAAUUAUGUGGUGGUUUUUCAAAAAUUAGAGAUGAUGCUGUUUAAAUAAUCAAUGCUUGCUUGAAGACAGUGAUUUUGAUUUCCAUAUUCAGGCACAAAAUGUGUUGGGUGCUACCAUGAUUCCAGUGUAUUUGGAAGACAGAAUUGUCACUGUUGAGGCAGGACGGGAAUGAAGAGACUCUGACUCAGAAGGCUGUAAUAGUAAAACUCCGAUUUAUUCAAAAUACACUGCUCUUUUAUACAGAGCUUCAUGAGGACCAACUCCAUUGGUUCUGAAGUGAAAACCAUCCAAAGCAUUGGUGCAGAGUGCUUGACGCACAGUGAUAGAACUUAACUGUAAACAAUGUGAAAAACAAGAGAUACAAAGAAUUAUUUACAUUCUUAUCCAGCUCUUUCCCAGGCGUCUGCCUGGCUAGAAACUCUCUGUUUCUUUCUUUGACUGAAUCCGAAUCCCACACAGAAUAGCAUAGAAAAGUAAUGGAAAUAAACAGGAGUAACUGAAAACCAGCAGUGAAUUGGUUAAAGUGCAGUUCUAACCUGAAAACUUACAGUAUAGAAAAGAGCAUCAGGGCCUUCUAAGGCUGUAGGAGCUCAGUGGCCCCUGGUGAGAUCCUGCCCAACAAAAAGUAUCUAUUUCAAUGGUCAACUUUGCAAAUGAAUGUGUAACAAACCAAGGGGUCCUCCUGGCUGAUGGGACUCAACCACUGACUCUCUGCUCAGCAGUUCCCACAAAGGAAAGCAACAAAGGAUCUUGCAGCUUCUGGCUUCAGGAUUAUUGCAAAUCAUGUCACCAUCUGAAAAGAUAUAGCACAAAGGCCAAAAAGUGGUCCAGGCUGCAGAACUAGUGGCUAGGCUAAUGCAGAGACAUGGAAGUCACAAAUCCCAUUGUACCAUGAAUCUCAGAGCAGAAGUUGGAUAAAGCACAGGGAAGUGCAGAGUUUGAUUCUAUCUGGAGUGAAAGAUACUUCUGUGUUCAGUGGGCUCCAGCCUGCUCCCACAGCAUGCAAGGUCAGGACAGUUUUCUUUCAAAAGACAUGGUAGAAACAUCUUCACACCCUCUAUUUCAGCAUUGUCCUGUUAAAGUUACAGUAAAUUACAUUUACUUUCAUUUCACUGCUGCAGUGGUACAGGAACAAAAGCUUCCCUAUGGAGCAGUGACAUCAA
Molecule: messenger RNA, 4227 nt
Organism: Taeniopygia guttata (zebra finch)
Lineage: Eukaryota; Metazoa; Chordata; Aves; Passeriformes; Estrildidae
Product: aquaporin-7-like
Biological process (GO): glycerol transmembrane transport; water transport
Cellular component (GO): basolateral plasma membrane; plasma membrane
Molecular function (GO): urea transmembrane transporter activity; water channel activity; glycerol channel activity
Source: RefSeq, a predicted model, not a curated record